Medioppia subpectinata is the source of this 758-nucleotide messenger RNA. The record is from the annotation of a GenBank genome assembly. Lineage: Eukaryota; Metazoa; Arthropoda; Arachnida; Sarcoptiformes; Oppiidae.
UCUUAUAUAAACCGUUGAAAAUGAUGGUGAAAGAGUCAAAAAUAAAUUUUUAUCAAAACUAUUAUCUACCAAGUCAGUUUUACAUUUAUUAAAAUACUACUAAAUUAAGUUAUUAGUUAGUAAACAUAGUCAAUAAUUAAAUAACUCGGUGUUUUAUAUUUAAAUGAAGUAUAAGGCAACUACUUUAAUUACGAAUCGCAAACAUGAGGGUCUAUUUAGUCGCGAGUUUUAUGCUAAUCACAAUCGGCUUAACCAUUGCCUGCAACAGCGAGUGUGAAACACUAACAGCCUACUAUGACAAAUGCAUCACCUUGCUCACCGGGAAACACGCCCUGAAUCGUACGAUCGCCCAAAACCUGCUAGGUCACUUAACCAUCGUGACCAGAAACAUCAUGAACAAUUUAGAGACCACGUUGAACGCCAUGAUCACGUCGGCCACCGAUGUGGCUGAUCUGGACAAGUGGUGCGACCGUAUGGCCAACAUAUUGGGUGUAUUCGCCGACAAAAUGGCCGACUUUAUCGACGAGUGUAUACUUAGCGGCGAUCAACAGAUUAUCACAUUCUGUACCGUAAUCUCCCGCCAUGUGCUCCGAGUGCUGACCGGUAUUCACGAGUCCUGUAAUGGUCUGGAUUUUGACGAGUUUGACGAAGAGCUGCAACAGAAGGUCCAAUCGGUGAUCGAGAAGUGUCACGAUAUCAUUGUUACUAUUGAGGGAUCAGGUCUUAGCUUGUAAUGCGAUCUUGGUCACUUUUUUUAU